AUGUCCGGCAGUGAUGUCGAGCACGUUUCUUGCUUUCUGAACGGCAACUCUCGUGAGCUCCGGCGCCAAUCUUCUCCGACUACCAACGAUUACUUCUAUGAUGCUCCGACGGAAGACUCCUUUGAAACAUCACUAACUGCCUCCUGUUCUGCCGCACCACCUUUUGCCAGUACCACAUAUUCCGCGCAACAGGGUCUCACAGACUCUCCAAUAUUGCCUGCAACCGCAGGCCUAUCCUCGAACGACCGAUCCUCGCCCGACCCUGACGACUACUAUCGCCCACAUCCACACACAUUGGUUGCAAUCGGUAAUACUGCUGCUGGUUCAGGCGAAUCUUUGAUGGUUGAAGUUGAUAACGCCGAAGUUACCGAAGACCACCCGACACAAUUUCAACGAGUGUGCUCUGUGCCAGCGCACCCAUCGAAGUCUGUGGAAAGCUCAGGGCCCUUUCGCUCGCUCUCAGAUUCAUCAUACGGAAACAUUGGGUUCGGAUCCACUAUCAGGGUACCGCCAGCGCGGGCGUCGACGGCGAGGUCAAGGCAGGUCUCGUUUAAGGACCUCGUGAACAAGUUCAACAACAACCAGGAUCAAGUUCUCCCACUACCGUCAACGUCUACAUCCAGAACUGUUAGCCCGGCUAGCCCUACGGAUGGGUCAAUACAAUCCAAGGCUGCUUCACGUCUGCAACAAACUCACCAUUCGUCAAUUAAGAAAGCCCCAAUACCUCGGUGGAACACGAUAGGCACUUUUGACCCCGAUAUAGCGUCAGAACGUUCUCUACCUCGGCUGAGGACAAGCGACAUCAAAGAUAAUGGUCCCAGCUCUUCCAACCUUUCUCAGCGGCCCCCGUUUGGCCAAUUGCUUGCAUUAGAUACGGGUUUUGACAACUUGGGAUAUGGAACACCCUCACUUCCGCGCCGUCGAGGUUCUGAAGGGACUAUCCCGAGCCCAAACCCAGCAUUUCUAGACCAUCCUGAAUCAGCACUUGGCUUGACGCCUUUGACUCCCACCGCUUGGUAUCUAGGACGUACGCCGUUUCUAGAGGCUGUUCAUACCACUUCGAGUACGCCUAACCACCGAAGAACAAGGAGUGAUUUCGCUGGAGAUCGACCUGGAGGUGUGGCGGUGUGCCUUUCUGAUACCCAUAUGGCGGUCCAGCCCCCCUUGCAGCCGCAGCCCGGCACAUCCCUAGAGAGCCCACAUUCCAAGUCACGCAUUCCAAUUUCUUCCCGCCGCCUUAAUUCAGCUUCCGCCUCGGGCGAUUCAUCGCCGUCUUCACCAACAAGAACCGAGCUAGCUUUCGGCAACCGAUCUGCGCAGCAGAUCGCUCUGCCGCCGAAAGGCGUUAGCCGCCUGCCCAAGCCAUCCCCCAAACAGGCGUCUAAUCCCGCUCGUGAACUGACCUACGAGGGCGAAGCAACGUUUGCGACACCGCCCCAUGCAAGGCGGGAAGUGGCCCCUGGCAGGGCCCGUCAGUACAUCCCUGAGAAGGGUACCCUUUUGGAGGCAUACAUAGCUGCUCCUCCGCCGAAGAAGUCACCGCCUCUCCGUAGUUCACGACCCCGUCAACCCGUCUCACAAACUGCCCAAACGGCGCCACGCUCAAAAGUGGUGGAAACAGUUUCGAAUUUUCAAAGACAAAUUAACUGUGAUCGUGAGCCACGAAACUCCAGGCUCCGAGAGCGACGACUGCCAGAAUUGGGUAAUGUCGACUUUGCAACCCGGCGACAGAGAAUCCAGCAGGCUUUCAAUCGCACAGUUGAAGAGAAUGAACGAAAAGAAGAGAAAGCAGCAGAGCUCCGACGCCAGGUCAAAGCUCAAGAAGACACACAGCAGCCUGUUCAGCCUACUACACCUAAACAACAGUUUACUGGACUUGCGGAUGUGAUUACUUCGGCACAGCCUGAAGAUAACGUGGCGGUAAUCGAGGAACUUGGCGAGUGUGGACAUGAAACAAAAGACAUGACACCCGAGACAGAGGCUUCCAAAGCGCAUCAACAGCUUCACGUCGAUACAGACGUAUCUUUAACAGAGAAUUCUCGAAAUACAACAGACUAUCAUCCGAUGACGAUGGAUUCACCAACAUUAGGCCACUCGGGGAUAAUUUUGAACAGCCAAGGAUAUGAGUCGACGCCCUGCGACCUGCAACCCGACUCCGCCGUAACAACAGGGUCUAACGAGACCCAUACCACCGCAUUUGAUCCAGAACCUCAAGAUGAGCUUUCCAAACAGAAUCUACAUGCAUCGCAUAGAACCCUGUUGAGCCAAAUAAUGCGUAUUCGUGAUUCUAGCCCCAGCAGUUCAUCGUGUGACGAGCAAGAUUAUGGUUUUUCUGAUAAUGAUGAGAAGGAGUCUAUUCCCAUUGUUCUGAGAGAUGCGUUGGCUAUCGAAGACUCUAUAGACAGCAGUGAGAACCAAGAGCACCGUGAUCUUUAUAUCAAACAGGGUGCUACUGAUACCGACCCAAUGAACCGAUGGAGUAUGAGUUCCUGGUCUUCUUCCCUGCAUCACGGAAAUUCUUCGGGUGGGCAAUGUGAGGGCAGCGAUGACGAUCUUUCCAACAUACAGCAUUGUGUCGAGGAUAGCGAAGAGGCUACCACUAAGUCAUGCUCUGCAUCUUCGAGCAUCCCAUCUGUCAUUGGUCAUCCACUUUCUCAUGCAUUGUCCCAGACAGCCAGUGAGGUAACAGAACCAAGUAAAGAAGUCAUAUCACAUACACUUCCUUACGGAUCUUCGAACACACCCAGCUUAAUAAGGCUGGGUGGGUGGGAUUCUAAGCGUGUGUCUCAGCUUUACAUAGAGGAGCUUGCGAGUGGCAGGAAUCAUCCCCUUCCUAUGCCAGCGAUACGUGCGUCUCCAGAGCCGCCACAUUCACGGAUUGAGCAAAGGGACGAAGGGAGAAAUGAUAGUCUGACGGAUGAUCCUGUUCUAAUAACGGAAACUGACCGUAUCCAACCCUCAGAACGGAUGCGACAUCCCGCAAGCUUGUUUUUACGUGACGACUGGGAGCAUGCGUCUCCAUCAAUAAUGGAUUGGAUGCAGAUAGCCGUCGAUGAAGGAUCCGCACAUCAGGACCCCACGAUUGACAACAGCCGGAGAAAUAAUGGUGUCCCAACAUCGCAGUUAGUGACCCCCAACGCACAUCCAAAAGGCGCCGACGAAGGCCUAGGUCUGGCAAUCAAUGUGCAUCCACCUCAGGAGUUUGAUAAUGACGAUGUCCCACCGCCUCCUAUACCACGUCAUGAUCCUCCAGCUCCCCCCUCCGACACUCAAGAGAGCACUGUUCAUCCUCCCCCACAGAUUCCUGUGGUUCAUCCCAACAUCUUUUCGAACGCCAUCUUCGCGCCGCUGGGGCCCGUUCAAAGCACCGAUAGCAGUGAAGACUCCUCUCUCCGGCGACUUGAGCCGACACCUUCCUCACAGACAGUAGACUCAUCGGCAACCUCGUUGGUUCCUUCGACUUCAGAACACCCUCGCCCACGAACCGCGUCCCCAACUCCAGAACAACGCCAACUGAAGAAGCGGCGACACGUCAUAAAGGAAUUAGUUGAUACCGAAUACACGUUCGGGAGGGACAUGAAAGUCGUCGAUGAUAUUUAUAAAGGCACUUCGAGUUCAUGCCUAGACCUCUCCACAGAAGAUGUCAAAGUGCUCUUUGCAAAUUCGGACCAAGUCGUGCAAUUUUCUAUGGCUUUCCAGGACACUCUUAAGGAGGCAGCGAAAAGUGUUUAUAUAAUGCCUAAAUCCCAACGGUGGACCAGCCGGCGUAACGCGCGAAAUCCUAUAACAAAGACGGAUCAAGAAUCUUCUACUGAAACUAGCACUUCCGACCUGGAGAAAGAUAAUGCGACUUUCAUUGGGCAGGCAUUCAUAGCGCAUAUAGCAAACAUGGAGAAGGUUUACGCCGACUACUUGAAGAACCACGAUGCUGCCAAUAAGAAACUUCAGACCCUGCAGAAGAACCCGAAAGUGGCUAUUUGGCUCAAAGAAUGUCGGGACUGGGCAUCGGAUCUCACAACAGCAUGGGAUCUAGAUUCGUUGCUCGUCAAGCCAGUACAGCGGAUCUUGAAAUAUCCGCUCCUCUUAAGUGAACUCCUUGAAUCAACACCUCAGGAUCAUCCAGACCGUGCUGCGCUCAUUAAUGCACUUGAAGAGGUUACGAACAUCUCUGUUCGUAUAAACGAGCUGAAGAAACGUGCAGAUGUCGUGGGGCAAGUGGUUGGCCGAAAGAGAAAAGAGUCUGAUGUUAGGGCAGGCUUGUCAAAGGCAUUUGGACGUCGCACAGAGAAGUUGAAGCAACAGGUUGGCAUAUCCGAUCUGGUCGAAGACAAGGAAUACGAUGCUCUGUCUCAGAGGUUCGGAGACAAUUUCUUUCAAUUGCAAGUUGUCAUGCGGGAUGCGGAGGGGUAUACGCGUGAAGUACAGGGAUCCAUAGACUGCUUGGGCGAAAUCACCAGCGCUAUAGAAGAGUUUAUCAAAGUCGCCCCAACUGCUUACCAUGAAAUUGAAGGCAAAUGCGAUGAGCUGAGGGCGGUUGUUCAAGGUGUAUUGACAGAGGCACUACCCAACCAUGUAAGUACAAUCCAUUGUGGAAGCAUUGGUAUCCAGCAUGACUAA
Aspergillus oryzae RIB40 is the source of this 4617-nucleotide messenger RNA. Its product is annotated as putative Rho guanyl nucleotide exchange factor. NCBI's taxonomy places the organism in Eukaryota, Fungi, Ascomycota, Eurotiomycetes, Eurotiales, Aspergillaceae. Gene Ontology annotation, molecular function: guanyl-nucleotide exchange factor activity. The record is from RefSeq and is a predicted model, not a curated record. Bases 1 to 4617 code for a protein of 1538 amino acids. The transcript has a single exon. Gene Ontology annotation, biological process: intracellular signal transduction.